AUGUCCGCAGACCAGCCUCUUGAGGAUCGCAUCGAGCACAUCGAGCUUCCCUCUCUCCCCCGCGAUGUUGCGAAGAAGAUGUCGCAUCUCGAGGAGCAGUUCCACCGCGUUGAGAUUGAGCAGAUGCGCAAGGCUGUCCCCUUGAUGAAGCCCCUUUUCGAGAAGCGCAAUGAGAUCAUCAGCCACCCUGAGGUCGAGGGUGACUUCUGGAUGCGCGUCUUCUCCAGCGCUCCCGGCGAGAUCGAAGACUAUAUCCUGCCCCAGGAUGCCGGCAUUCUUGGCCAGGCCCUCAAGAACCUGACCAUUGAGCGAUUCGAGGUCGAUGCCCAAGGCAAUGGCGAACCCCGCAGCUUGCGCUUCACCUUCGACUUCAAGCCCGAGGACAACGAGUGGUUCGAGAACACCCAGUUGGUCAAGGACUUCUACUGGCGCAAGCAGGUGUUCAAGACCCCCAGCGGCAAGCGCCGCACCUGGGAGGGUCUGGUGUCAGAGCCUGUCCGCAUCAACUGGAAGAAGGAUGCCGACCCCACAAAGGGUCUGCUCGAUGCCGCCUGCAACCUGGCCGAUGCUGAGAAGAAGGGUGGCGAGCGUACGAAGCUGCCCGAGUUCGAAGCCCUCGUGAAGAAAAUUGCUGAGAUCCAAGCUGAGGCUGACAAGGCCGAGGAGGAGGAGGAUGACGAGGAUGAGGAACCCGAGAGCCCCGCUGGUACCAGCUUCUUCUCUUUCUUCGGCUAUCGUGGCCGGGAUGUCUCUGUCGAGGAGUCCAAGCAGGCAUCCAAGGAGGAGGAUGAGCGGUAUGCCAAGAUCCUCAAGGGCGAGGAGGUCGACGACGAGGAUGAGGACGAUGAUGAGGAGGACCUAGACCUCAUCGAUGAGCUUCAGGAUGUCGAGAUUUUCGAGGACGGCGAGGAGCUCGCCAUUGCCAUUUCCGAGGACCUCUAUACCAAUGCCAUGAAGUACUACGCUCAAUCUUUCGAGCUCGGCGAUGAUCUUGAUGACCUCGACAUGGAGGAGCUCGAGGGUCUGGAAGACAUUGAGGAGGAUCUCGAGGAGGACGAGGACGAGGGUGAGGGCCAAGAGCGCCCCCGCAAGAAGGCCCGUAACUAA
Molecule: messenger RNA, 1107 nt
Organism: Penicillium macrosclerotiorum
Lineage: Eukaryota; Fungi; Ascomycota; Eurotiomycetes; Eurotiales; Aspergillaceae
Product: histone chaperone napB
Exons: 3
Coding region: 1-1107 (368 amino acids)
Biological process (GO): nucleosome assembly
Cellular component (GO): chromatin; nucleus
Molecular function (GO): histone binding; chromatin binding
Source: RefSeq, a predicted model, not a curated record